UUGAAGACAAGAAAGACUCCAGCCAUCCUUCCAUGGCGCCGCAGCACUUCCUGGUCGUGGCGUUCCCGGGCCAGGGCCACAUCAACCCGGCGCGCGCUCUGGCGGAGCGCCUCGCGCGUGCCACGCCGGACGGUCGUGUCACGCUGUCCGCCGCCGUGUCCGCGCACCGGCUCAUGUUCCCCUCGCUCGCGUCCCCGGACCAGGAGGUCCACGACGGCGCCGUCUCCUACGUCCCGUACUCCGACGGAUAUGACCGCGGCUUCCGCCUCUUCGCCGGCGACGGGGACGACGCGAGGAGGUACUGUGAGGCGUUCAGCCGCGUCGGAAGCGAGACCCUGUCGGCGGUGAUGGACCGUCUCGCGGCGCGUGGCCGGCCCGUGACGUGUGUCGUGUACGCCAUGCUCAUGUGGUGGGCCGCCGAGGUCGCUCGGGACCGCGGCGUGCCACGCCUGCUCUACUGGACCCAGCCCGCCACCAUGCUAGCCGUGUACUACCACUACUUCCACGGGUACGAGAGGAUCGUCACGGAGCACGCCACCGAGCCGGGGUUCACGGUGGCCAUGCCGGGUCUCCCGCCAAUGGCUAUACGCGACCUCCCGAGCUUCUUCACAAACUUCUCGGACGAAAGGAUGGUGGCGGCGUUCGGCGACGUCCGCAAGACGUUCGAGCAGCUGGACCUGGACGUCAACAGAAGCACUGGAGGAAGGAAACCUAUGGUGCUAGUGAACACCAUCGAGGAGCUGGAGCUUGGCGCACUCGCGUCCGUGCCUGAACUGGACUUGUUCCCCAUCGGACCAGCCGUCAUCUCGCUCUUCGCCGACGGCACUACUAGGAGUAGUCCAGACGCCGUCGUAGGAGAUCUUUUCGUACACGACGGAAAGGCCUACAUGGAGUGGCUGGACACGAAGCCGGCUCGGUCAGUGGUGUAUGUGUCGUUUGGGAGCAUGUCGUCGGCGAGCAAGCGGCAGAAGGAGGAGAUGAAGCGUGGCCUCGCAGCGAGCGGCCGGCCGUACCUCUGGGUGGUGCGCAAGGAUAACAGAGACAAUGAUGAGGACAGGGACAACGAACGGGGUAUGGUGGUGGAGUGGUGCGAUCAGGUGCGGGUACUAUCGCACCCGGCAGUCGGGUGCUUUGUAACCCACUGUGGGUGGAACUCGACGUUGGAGAGCCUGGCGUGUGGCACGCCGGUGGUGGCAGUGCCGCAGUGGUCCGACCAGGACACCAACACGCGCCUCGUCGUCCAGUGGGACAUCGGCGUGCGCGCCACAAUCGAUGCUGACAGGUUUUUGGACGCCGAGGAGCUCACGAGGUGCGUGGAGUUGGUCAUGGGUGACACCAAGGACGGCGCUGCUAUACGGAGGAGCUCGACGGCGUGGAAGGCGAAGGUGCAGGUGGCUAUCGCGGACGGCGGCUCAUCGGAGCAUAAUUUUAAGACCUUUCAGGACCAAUUUGCAAAUCAUGUUUAGAAGCCUCUCAAUAGUCGGAAAAUGCAUUACCGACGUUUCCAUCUUACAUGUGUCCUCGGAGCAAUGCAUGCAACGUAUACAAUCGAUGGAUA
Messenger RNA from Lolium rigidum, 1558 nucleotides. RefSeq names its product cyanidin 3-O-rutinoside 5-O-glucosyltransferase-like. The transcript has a single exon. Gene Ontology annotation, molecular function: UDP-glycosyltransferase activity. Lineage: Eukaryota; Viridiplantae; Streptophyta; Magnoliopsida; Poales; Poaceae. The record is from RefSeq and is a predicted model, not a curated record. Bases 33 to 1466 code for a protein of 477 amino acids.